Molecule: messenger RNA, 1774 nt
Organism: Pongo pygmaeus (Bornean orangutan)
Lineage: Eukaryota; Metazoa; Chordata; Mammalia; Primates; Hominidae
Product: ubiquitin carboxyl-terminal hydrolase 24-like
Exons: 2
Coding region: 62-310 (82 amino acids)
Source: RefSeq, a predicted model, not a curated record
ACAAGCCGGCGUGGGGACCAAAGGCCCGCGUGGGCACCCCCAGCACGUCAGGGCCUCCGGCAUGAGUACUGGGACCUGCGACCUGGCGCUCUCGGUGGCCGUGACCGCCCCAGAGCCCCUGGGCAAAAGAGCAGCCCCGUUGUGGGGAGAGCAGCAGAAUGUAGAAAAGCUGAAGUUGAUGGGAAUAGAUUUCAUUUGGAAAAUAACCAUGAAAUUGCCUGAUGAAGAAAUUCCUAAUGAAGCUAUUCAGUUAAUCAUAAAAUACAGUUAUGGUAAUCUAAAUCCUAGCUUAAAGAGGAUGAAUAUCUAAGGAAAGAAAGUUACUCAUUGCUAUGCAAGAUAUGAAGUAAGUCAGUAGCAAAUUUUAUUUAGCCUGUCUUUGAAAUAAAUGCUUUGGGAUUUUUUUUCUUUUAUAAUUUUAUAUUUUCAGAUAAUUUAUAAAGUUGAUGUUUGAGAGUAGAUUCUAUUGAAGAAUUUGUCAACUGUACCACUGUGGCAUAGGGAACAGGAACUUGCCAUGAUGCCCUCAAUAUGGAUGUGUACUGUAGCAAAUCUCAUUUUCCCACCACCUCUCUUCUGCACCACUAUAGAAAUACAGGUACUAUCUUCAGAAAACAGGUCUGCUAUGUAUUCCGUAUUUUUGAUAGUUUUUUCUCCUUAUUCUCUUUCUAUACAAGAACUUUAUACAAGCACCACUUCUUUUUCUGUUUUUCUUAUGUUUCACUUAGUUAUCCUGUAAAUACUAUUAAAAGCCACAGCAGAACACUCAGUAGUAGGGGGUGUUUGUUGUUUUUAUCCAUUAGAAGCCUGCUCUGUAAUACUAGCUCAUGGGUAUUUCUAAUGUCUUAUUUCAGUCAAAAAGUAUUCAAAAGCAUGAAGCGUAGCCAGGCACAGUGGCUCAUUCCUGUAACCCCAGAAUUUGGGGAACUCCGGCAGGAGGAUUGCUUGAGGCCAGAAGUUUGAGACCAGCCCAGUCAGCAUAGUAAGACUGCUGCUACAGAAAAAAACAAUACAACAAAAACAAAACCCAUGUAUGCAUACAGAUAUAUAACAUAUAUAAUCUAUAUCAUAUAUAUAUAUAUAUAACAUUUCUCUUUGUUCUCUGGUAAACCAUUAUCAUCAUGGUGAAUCUCAGCAGAUUGAUUCGUGAUAAAUUAGCUUCAGAAAGCUUAAGCAAUGGGAAAGUAGACAUUUUAACUUUGCAAGUGGACACACUGAGGCCCAGGGAGGAAAGCAAGCUCCCAGGCCACAUGCCACAUCCUAACCCUCCUGCACACACGUACCCCCACAGGCCUGAGAUCAACGACAUGACUGGUCAGGGCCUCCCAGGCCUGAUGCUGAAAACCCAUCCAUUCACCCAAGUGGUGAACACUGAAUAUCCCUGCCUCUCUUGAAAAUCCUACAUUUAAACAGGCAGAGAAAUGUAUUUCAUAGAAUAUGUAUACUUUUUCCUUUGUACAAAAGCAUUUUAAUCUCUCUUAGUUCAUAGCCAAGAUGAACAAGAGGAGGAACAAUCACCACACACAAAAAUCAGUCACCAGGCAUCAGAGCCUUCUGGGAUGAACAUCUAUCAUUACCAUCAUCACCACCACCAUCCUCACCGCCAUCAUUGCUGUUUUUUAUGGUUAGUGCAAAUUUUGCUUUGUUCCUUGGACAUUCAGACUGGAUCUUGUUCAUUACAUCAGCUGCCUCACCUAGCAUGAUGUUUGUCACAAGUCUGAUGCCAAAUGAAUAUCAGAUAUUGUAAAUGUUUAUUAAAAAUUAAUGAAUGGUA